CCCCCCCCCAUCUGAGAUCUCUCGGUCUCCUCCCCUCAGAUCUCAGAUCUCUCCGACCCCUCCCCCCGGGCUGAGAUCUCUCUGCCCCCUUCCCCUAGGUCUGAGAUCUCUCUGCCUCCUACCCCUGAGCCGAGAUCUCUCCGCCUCCUCCCAGCAAUUUGGGCACUUUAGUCUGUUGGCUAAUUGGGGGAUGCAUCGGAAUGAGGAGUGUCUUGGAAGCAGACUGACCCACCAGGAGGCUGCUGUAAGAGUCCAAGGGUAGGCCAGUGUCCACCCUAGGAGGAAAACACAAAGACAAUGUCUCUCCCAUUCUGAGACCCUUCUCCCUCCCCAGGCCAGUUUGCAGACAAUCAAAGUGUCUUCCAAGGAGAGAGCCUGGAACCAGAGAGGAUGACCCCAGGGACCCAGAGACCCUCAUCCCAGGCUCUGAUACUUCACUCCCAGAACCCAUAACUUCUCCCUGAGCCUAUGGGGAGAAACAUUCCAUAGAGUUGGUGACAUUCAAGGAUGUGGCUGUGGAUUUCACCCAGGAGGAGUGGCGCCUCUUGGACCAUUCUCAGAGAGAGCUGUACAAGGAGGUCAUGCUGGAGAAUGUCCAGACCCUGCUCUCUGUGGGACUUCCAGUUUCUAGAGAAGAUUUGAGCUCUCCUUUCCAGGGAGGGGAAUCACCAGGGAUGGUAGAGCACAAAGGUCCGAGGAACUCCUGUCCAGGUGGAGAGACCAGGUUGGAAGUGAAGAAGAUGGCUACAAAGGUGAACAUUUCUAUGGAAGAAUUUGGCCAGCAUGGAUUUGAGAGUGAUGGUGCCUGUAACUUCAAUUUGAAAGAAAUCUGUGAUUCUGAAACCAAGCUGGGUAAGAGUAUCUGUGAGUUUGGUGAAAUCGAAAAGGUAUUCACACAUUCUUCAGUCUUAAAUAACAGGAAGAGAAGGGCUUCAUGGAAUGAAUAUUUUCAGGAGAGUGAAGAUAAUAAAUGGUUUCCUCAACAACUAGAGCCUUUUAAGGCCGAGGAGAAGUCUCAUCAAAUGCUAAAGUACAAAGGUAAUCAUCUGGAAAUGGCCUUGAAUUUGAAUUCUGCUCUCAUUGGACAUCAGAAAAGUGACAGAAGUGGGAAGGCCUUCAGUCAGAGCUCUAAGUUCAUUACUCUGCAGACAAUUCACAUUAGAAGGGAGCCUAUUGAAUACAAUGAAUGUAAAGCAACCUCAUCGGAUCAAUCGUAUCUUCCUUGCCAUGCUAAGUUUUAUGAUGGAAGGAGAAGAUAUGCAGUUGAUUGUUGUGGAUUGGUCUUUGGUUUGAACUCAGAUCUUAUUAGGCAUCACAACAUUCACACUGGGAAAAAGUUUUAUAAAUGUAAUCCGUGUGGAAAGACUUUCACAAAGAGCUCCCAUCUUGUUGUCCAUCAGAGAAUUCAUACUGGAGAGAAACCUUAUGAAUGUAAUCAGUGUGGGAAGGCUUUUACACAGAGCUCCAGUCUUGCUGCACAUCAGAGAAUCCACACUGGAGAGAAACUUUAUGAAUGUUAUCAGUGUGGAAAGGCUUUCACAAUAACCUCCCAUCUUGCAGCACAUCAGAGAAUCCACACUGGAGAGAAACCUUUUGAAUGUAAUCAGUGUGGAAAGGCUUUCACAAAGCACUCCCAACUUGCUUCACAUCAGAGAAAUCACACUGGAGAGAAACCUUAUGAAUGUAAUCAGUGUGGAAAGGCUUUCUCACAGAGAUGCCUUCUUGCUAAGCAUCAGAGAAUCCACACUGGAGAGAAACCUUAUGAAUGUAAUCAGUGUGGAAAGGCUUUCAAACAGAGCUCCCAUCUUGCAGCACAUCAGAGAAUCCACACUGGAGAGAAACCUUAUGAAUGUAAUCAGUGUGGAAAGGCUUUCAUAGAGAGGUUCAGUCUUGCUGUACAUCAGAGAAUCCACACUGGAGAGAAACCUUUUGAAUGUAAUCAGUGUGGAAAGGCUUUCACAGCAAGGUCCAGGCUUGCUGCCCAUCAGAGAAUCCACACUGGAGAGAAACCUUUUGAAUGUAAUCAGUGUGGAAAGGCUUUCAUAGAGAGGUUCAGUCUUGCUGUACAUCAGAGAAUCCACACCGGAGAGAAACCUUUUGAAUGUAAUCAGUGUGGAAAGGCUUUCACAGCAAAGUCCAGGCUUGCUUCCCAUCAGAGAAUCCACACUGGAGAGAAACCUUUUGAAUGUAGUCAGUGUGGAAAGGCUUUCAUAAGGAGCUCCGAACUUGCUUCACAUCAGAGAAUCCACAGUGGAGAGAAACCUUAUGAAUGUAAACAGUGUGGAAAGGCUUUCAAACAGAACUCCCAUCUUGCAUCACAUCAGAGAAUCCACACUGGAGAGAAACCUUUUGAAUGUAAUCAGUGUGGAAAGACUUUCAGAAAGAGGUUCAGUUUUACUCAGCAUCAGAGAAUCCACACUGGAGAGAAACCUUAUGAAUGUAAUCAGUGUGGAAAGGCUUUCAUAGAGAGGUUCAGUCUUGUUGUACAUCAGAGAAUCCACACUGGAGAGAAACCUUUUGAAUGUAAUCAGUGUGGAAAGGCUUUCACAGCGAGGUCCAGGCUUGCUGCCCAUCAGAGAAUCCACAGUGGAGAGAAACCUUUUGAAUGUAAUCAGUGUGGAAAGGCUUUCACAAAGCACUCCCAACUUGCUUCGCAUCAGAGAAACCACACUGGAGAGAAACCUUAUGAAUGUAAUCAGUGUGGAAAAACUUUCACAAUAAGCUCCAGUCUUGUUUGCCAUCAGAGAAUCCACACUGGAGAGAAACCUUAUGAAUGUAAUCAGUGUGGAAAGGCUUUCAAACAGAGCUCCCAUCUUGCAGCACAUCAGAGAAUCCACACUGGAGAGAAACCUUAUGAAUGUAAUCAUUGUGGAAAGGCUUUCACAGCGAGGUCCAGGCUUGCUGCCCAUCAGAGAAUCCACACUGGAGAGAAACCUUUUGAAUGUAAUCAGUGUGGAAAGACAUUCACAAAGAGGUUCAGUCUUACUCAGCAUCAGAGAAUCCACACUGGAGAGAAACCUUUUGAAUGUAGUCAGUGUGGAAAGGCUUUCAUAAAGAGCUCCCAACUUGCUUCACAUCAGAGAAUCCACAGUGGAGAGAAACCUUAUGAAUGUAAUCAGUGUGGAAAGGCUUUCACAGCGAGGUCCAGGCUUACUGCCCAUCAGAGAAUCCACACUGGAGAGAAACCUUUUGAAUGUAAUCAGUGUGGAAAGGCUUUCAUAGAGAGGUUCAGUCUUGCUGUACAUCAGAGAAUCCACACUGGAGAGAAACCUUUUGAAUGUAAUCAGUGUGGAAAGGCUUUCACAAAGAGGUUCAGUCUUACUCAGCAUCAGAGAACCCACAGUGGAGAGAAACCUUAUGAAUGUAGUCAGUGUGGAAAGGCUUUCAUAAAGAGCUCCCAACUUGCUUCACAUCAGAGAAUCCACAGUGGAGAGAAACCUUAUGAAUGUGAUCUGUGAGAAAAGGCUUUCACACUGAGAUCCAGUUUUUCUCAGCAUCAGAGAAUCCACAGUAGAGAGAAACCUUGUGGCUGUUAUCAGUGUAGAAGGACUUUCACAGUGAACUCCAGUCUUGUUGCACAUCAGGGAAUCCAUACUGGAGAAAUCUUAGGAAUAUAAUCAAUGUGGUAAAACCCUCAUGCAAUAUUCACAUUGUAUAGAAAUCUUAUCACUGUUAUGAAUUAGAAAAUGCAUUCAGUUGUCAUUCAGAGCUUGCUCAAAAUUAGGGAAUUCAUUUUUAUGUUUUUGUCAUUUAUUUAGAAUUUUACUUUCCCCCCAAUUACAUGUAAAACCUAUUUUAAAGUCCAUUUAAAAACUUUGUGUUUCAUAUACUCAAAUUCUAUGGGACUGUGAAUACCCUUCGACCCAGUAAUACCACUACUAGGUCUGUAUCACAAAGAGGUCAUAGAAAAUGGAUGUAAGGGGUAAAAGUAAAUGUGUGUGGUCACCUGUCCCCUGUGUGGGGAAAGCUAACUAGGACAGCAGUUUAAUAGUUUAGGUAUUAAACAUUUAUUAAAAUA
Messenger RNA from Dromiciops gliroides (monito del monte), 4018 nucleotides. Its product is annotated as zinc finger protein 665-like. The record is from RefSeq and is a predicted model, not a curated record. Gene Ontology annotation, molecular function: DNA-binding transcription factor activity, RNA polymerase II-specific; RNA polymerase II cis-regulatory region sequence-specific DNA binding. Gene Ontology annotation, biological process: regulation of transcription by RNA polymerase II. The transcript is spliced from 6 exons. The coding region runs from base 582 to 3458 and encodes 958 amino acids. Lineage: Eukaryota; Metazoa; Chordata; Mammalia; Microbiotheria; Microbiotheriidae.